GAGUAACUGUCCUGCUGAUGAACUAAUUUUUUCAAAUUUGUUUUUGCUCUCUGGACACAGGAGACCUGCUGUCUCUACCAUGCAUUCUUUCAAAAUCUCCCCUUCGGAGAAAGGUUUGUUAGCCUUUGCUAUUUUGAAUGCUAGCAAAUAACUUACCUUGGUGCUUGACUCUUGAAUCCUAGUUUGCAGAAAAAAACGUAUUUUGCCCAGUGUGUAAACUGGCUGCCAGCCUCUGACCGUAGCUGUCCGUUCUUGCGCUGACUGGUUGCUAGCGUAGUUAGCAUGCUUCGUGGGAAAGUGCCGGCUGAUAUUGUAUUCUUUAAAAACCGCAACAUUUUCAUUGCAAAUAAGACAUACAGCCUUUGAAGGGACUUAAGCGAAAAAAUAUUUAGUAGUCCACUCCUUCUGAAACACUCGACACUCACUGUCGAUUUUUCUUUUGUUUGAUCCACUCAUUGUUACGGCCUUACGGCAGGGCUCAAAGUAGAAGAAGAGAAAAAAACCAACAAAGGUCACUUGUGUCUGGAGCGCGCCAUCUAGUGGGGUCAACAGAAACGUCGGGUACAGGGGAAGGCCAGAUGAAUGUGGUCUUUAUUGUAAUUUCGUCAAUUCUAAUAUUGACAAAAUUAUUUCGUGGGCCGGAUUGAAAAGCCCAACAGGCCGUAUGUGGCCCGGAGGCCUUAGUUUUCCCAUGCCUGUUCUAGAGUAAUUUCUGUUAUCUGUUAAUCUCCAUGUAGAUUGUGAUCGCCUCCUCUUUUUCUUUUUGUAAAUUGUUGUAGCGCUGAAACAAAUCAAUCAACAGAGAGUUAAUCUGCAGCUAAUGUGAUAAUGGAUUGAAGUCGAUAUUCAAGCACAAAUAGCAAGCGUUCACUUGUUUGUGCGGCUAAACUCUGAGGAUUUUCUGUUUUUCUUUGGCUUAUGUGAUAGUAACGGGCUGUCUUUCGGUUUUUGACAGCUUAGCAGACAACUGUGAGGAGAAAUGGUGAUUUCUGAUUGUUAUUUCUGCUUCUUUCAAGCUCUGUCUCUUGUGAUUCCACCAACUUUGCCCAAAGUGGAAACUAAUACUAUUUUACUGUACAGACCCCAUGACUACAAAUAUUUCUACCCUGCAGACAGACUGGAGUUUUUGUUUUUAGUCCGCUCCCAGUUGGUCACUUGAUAUUUUUAACAUUUCUAGCUCAACCCACUUUCUUUGGUGUCCGAGAUGGAUUCCCCCCCUCUGCGUUUCUGUCUCCUCCAGCACCACUCCUCACCCCCCCUCACCCGUGCAGUGUGCUAGACUGAGUUCAGCCCCUUCGGCUGGAGGCUCGGGUUUAUCUGGGACCAAAGAGAAAACCAUUUAGGAGCUGUGCGCCGUGAGGUGAAGGAAGGCUCCGUGGCGGACGCUGGGGGGGAGCGAGAGAGGACCAGGGAACCGGGGAUUUGACCUUUAUACGAAUAAACUCGGGUGUGUGAGGGCGAGCGGGGAGCUAUGGCGGUGUUCUCUGCUCUUUGGGUGCUCUUACUGUGCCAGCUUUUGACACCAUCCUCAGCCCAGAGGGCAGGCCCCAGAGGAGCUCCAGGGCCACCAGGACCUGUAGGGGAACCAGGAAGGGAUGGCACCGAUGGCAAACCAGGACCUGCUGGACUGCCGGGGAAAGCAGGUCCCAAAGGGAAAGCAGGAAUUCCAGGAUCACCAGGACAACCAGGUCUGCCAGGACUUCCAGGGGUUGAUGGUUUGACAGGUCCUGAUGGUCCUGCAGGCAAAGACGGACCCGCAGGAGAUGCAGGUGAAGUUGGACCUCCUGGGCCACCUGGACCUCCUGGCAGAGGGAGACCAGGAGCUGCAGGACUUCCUGGAACCAACGGGUUGCCAGGCGGAGUCGGACCCCAGGGUCCAGCGGGUGCUGAGGGUCUUCCAGGACUUCCUGGACCUCCAGGCCCUGAUGGACUCCCAGGUCUUCCUGGUACUCUUCAUGAUCUUAAUGGUGACCUUCUGUGCCCUGCAAUCUGCCCCCCUGGUCUCUCUGGUCCUCCCGGGAUGCCAGGAUUCAAGGGCCACACCGGGCACAAAGGAGACAAAGGAGAGCCUGGAAAAGAUGGAGAGAGAGGUGAUGCUGGUCCACCAGGUCCACCAGGUAUUUCUGGCACUGUGGGUCUGCAGGGCCCACGUGGUUUGAGAGGCCUACAAGGGCCAAUGGGAGCUGUAGGCGAUAGAGGCCUCCCGGGCUUCAGAGGCAAGCCUGGCAUUGCUGGCAUCAUUGGAAAGACAGGUGAUGCUGGAGAAAAAGGACCACAGGGAUUCAGAGGACCCAAAGGAGAAAUUGGUAAAAUUGGUCCCAAAGGAGCUCCUGGAGGAGCAGGACCCAAAGGAGAGCCUGGUAUUCCUGGCAGAGAUGGGAAAGAUGGUACACCAGGGCUGGAUGGCGAGAAGGGUGAUGCUGGACGCCAUGGGGUAGUUGGAGAGAAAGGACCGAACGGGCUCCCUGGUCUUCAAGGAAAGGCUGGUGCAAAGGGAUCUAAAGGAGAAGUUGGUGAUCCAGGGAAAGCUGGGGAGACAGGACCCUCUGGAGAGCCAGGUAUUCCUGGUGAGAUCGGGAUCCCAGGUGAGAGGGGAAUCGCAGGCCCCAGAGGAGUGGCUGGAGGUAUUGGACCAGCGGGAAACCCUGGGCCUCAGGGAGUGAAAGGCUUCCAGGGAGUCAAAGGUGCUUUGGGGGAUCCAGGUCUUCCAGGACCAACAGGAAUCCGAGGAGAGUUUGGUGACAGGGGUCCAGUCGGAGCUUAUGGAGCUAAAGGAGACAUGGGUGUGGCAGGAAGUGAUGGUUUACCAGGAGAGAACGGAGAACCUGGUCCUUUUGGGCCAGUUGGACAAAAAGGAGAGUCUGGGAAGCGGGGUGAGCUGGGACCUAAAGGCGUGGCAGGUCCUCAAGGAGAGCUCGGUGCAAGAGGCCCUCCAGGAAAACAAGGACUAAUCGGCUUUCAAGGGGAACAGGGUCUGCCUGGAAUUGCAGGAAAGACAGGCAUACCUGGUAAACUGGCAAGUGAGCAGCACAUAAGAGAGCUGUGUGGCUCAAUGAUCGAUGAUCAGAUUGCACAGCUGGCCGCUAACCUGCGAAGACCGCUGGCACCAGGAAUGGUGGGCCGCCCCGGACCUGCUGGGCCUGCAGGAAGCCCAGGAGUAGCUGGCUCUAUUGGGCAUCCAGGUGCACGUGGACCACCCGGGUACAGAGGUCUGCCAGGAGAACUUGGAGAUCCUGGUCCCAGAGGUGAUGUUGGUGAAGCAGGUGAUAAGGGAUCUACUGGCAAAGCCAUUGAUGGGCCAACUGGAGACCAAGGAUACCAAGGUCUUCCUGGAGUACCUGGAAUUGUCAAAGAUGGUCGUGAUGGAUCUCCAGGAGAUCCAGGUGAGCCUGGAGAGCCAGGCAGGGUAGGUAGGACUGGGCACCAGGGACCACCUGGAAUCUGUGACACAUCAGCCUGCCAGGGAGCAUCAGUUGCCGGGAAAACCUCCAACCCUAAAAACCAUUAAACAUGACUUCCUGCGACCUGAAGCCAUCCGCUCUAAGGAGGAAGGGUAAUAAGUGAGGAAGAAAGGAAUAAAAGAAGAAAGUGAUCACAAAAAGUCCUCUUUAUUUAAAUAGAUGUACCACAAGAUGGGAAGAGUAACAUCUGCAGGUGUGAUAUUUUGAGAGGAACACAGGAACAUCCCAGGAGUGACAAGAACAUCAGAGCAACUGAGAGACCAAAAAAAUCAAGAUGACAUCCAGAAAUAAAGCGAACAGAGGCACGGAAAAGUGCAAGAGAACAUCUGCAAUGAUCCAAGUACUAUCACAUAACAAGACUUGACUUACAAACAACUGGAAAAUGAAUGAUGAGUCCUUUGUGUAUAAAAACUUUGUACAUGUUGCUUCCAUGCCCCCAAUUACUUUGGUUGACAUCCUUCUGACAGAGAACACUAAAAACAACAGAGGUUGAAUGUGCAUUUAUCAUGGCCCAUUAUGUAAAUCACAGAUGUUACCUCAGCAUUCAAGCAAACAGUGUAAAAUAUGGAAAUAGGUGCAGGAGGCAAAGAGCCUCUGUGGAGGAGCUGUGUAUGUACUGUAAAAGGAAUAAAAAACAAACACCCAGGUGCCCAGAAAUUGUGUAGAUUAAUGGGGAAAAAAACUUUUGAUAGUAGUUUUUUUAAACUUGUUUUUUUCUCCUUUUGUUGUUGUUUUUUUAUUACAUGCAAAGUUGAUUCUCCAAAUUUGAGAAUCAAAACCAAAAUAAACUUGUGGAUGCAUGAAUCACAUAUUGUAAAAUACAGAAAGUUUAAGACUCUUUUAAAAAAAGUAUUGUUUUCCAAUCUGCAAUGACCACAUCCACUAUGUACUACCGGUGCUGUAACUAUUAAAUAUACAUGACGUUAAAUACUAUUUAUUAUUUGUGGGUGACUGUUGUAUGUACAGUAAGAUGCUACAGCGACAUGUUGUAAGAAAGAACAAAUAAAGCCACUUUUCAGUAAAACAUUA
This is a messenger RNA of Acanthochromis polyacanthus (spiny chromis), 4490 nucleotides long. It is a transcript of the gene col9a3, whose product is annotated as collagen, type IX, alpha 3. Lineage: Eukaryota; Metazoa; Chordata; Actinopteri; Pomacentridae. The coding region runs from base 1472 to 3508 and encodes 678 amino acids. The transcript is spliced from 32 exons. The record is from RefSeq and is a predicted model, not a curated record.